Molecule: messenger RNA, 285 nt
Organism: Penicillium hordei
Lineage: Eukaryota; Fungi; Ascomycota; Eurotiomycetes; Eurotiales; Aspergillaceae
Exons: 2
Coding region: 1-285 (94 amino acids)
Source: RefSeq, a predicted model, not a curated record
AUGACAUCCUCGUUGCUCUGGUUCCGCAAGGGCACCGCCCCUGGAACUAUUAUCACCCUUGAUAAACCCCUCUCUUCCCGGUGGAAAAUUCUUGAGAAGCUGAAUGAGUGUGACGAUCAGGGCACUGUGGAGCAAAAUAACGCAUAUGGCUUCCGUUCUUUCGCCUCGGCUAAAUUCCUAUGUUGUGAUCCUCAACGACGUGCAACGAAAGCCUUUAUGCGAGCCUACAUUCAAGUUCCCCAUCGAACAACUGAAAUAGAUGAUGCGGACACCAGAGGCCAAUAA